This is a messenger RNA of Rhopalosiphum padi (bird cherry-oat aphid), 1323 nucleotides long. RefSeq lists its product as uncharacterized. NCBI's taxonomy places the organism in Eukaryota, Metazoa, Arthropoda, Insecta, Hemiptera, Aphididae. The record is from RefSeq and is a predicted model, not a curated record. The transcript is spliced from 9 exons. The coding region runs from base 77 to 1162 and encodes 361 amino acids.
GUGAAAAAAAAACUUUGUCACACUCUGUCUGUGUGAAUAAUGUAUUAAAUCUGCAAAUUACACAAAAUUAAUAAAAAUGAAUAAUUAUCAUUCUUUAAUUUUUAUUUGUAGCAUUCUUAUCUUAGCAGUAUGUAUACAAUCACAAGAUUCUAAAGGGCCAGGAAUAGCAUUAUGUAAUUUUUUUGGUGAACGCAGUAAAUCUUAUUGUGGUCUCUCGAAUGUUCUUAUCACAGAUAUACCUGAAAACUGUUCAUCUGUAUUUUUCUUUGCAGUUUAUAUGGAUUUAAAUUACAAUGCUACUGAUUCCAACUAUUCAAGCGAUUUUAAACUUUUAGACGAUAUGUUGAAUAGUGGUAAGCGUAUAAUAAUAUACUACAUACACGAAACCCAAGAAUGGCCUACAGUUCUUGGAUGUAAUUCAUCUAAUGAAGGAAACAACUCGUUCGAUGAAAUGAAAGCCUUAAAGGGGUUUUUCGAUGAACAUCCAAAAAUUGCUGGUAUUUUACUUGUAGGUUUAGAAUAUCAAAGUAAAUCCGAUGAAAUUCCCGGAUUAUCUGAAAAAUUUAAAAAAUAUCUCGAUUUGCUGAAAAAGACGUUUCCAGAAUUAAUAGUUGGUGUCGAAUUUCGAGGCAAAUUUUUAAUAGAUCACUAUACUAAACCACUGAUAAAAUGGUUAGAUAUCAACUUAAUAAGCUCAGCUAUGGAUUUUUACGUUAUUUCUCUGGAGUACUUUAAUCCGUGCACUGCUGACUUGAUAAAUACUGGAAUUGCUCCAAUGAACGGAUCAAAUACAAAAUAUACAUUGGAAAAAUUAGUAGAAGCCUUACAACAUUUAAAAUUUCCAAAUGAAAAAAUAUACUUUAAGUUUGGAAUAGUCCCAGUAUCACCUGAUGAGCUAGAAUAUACUUGUAAUAUGACUAAUGAAAAGUUGUGUGUACAGCCACAAUUAAUGUGUGAUUGGUGUUCAGAUACUCAAUUGUCAUAUAAUGAAAAAGGUAAAUUUUCGGCAAAUAAUGGAGCUGGAUUUAUGGUUCGUUAUAUUGAUUUUGACGAUCCUGAUAAUUGUUGUCAAUGUGAAACCCCUUACCCUGCGUUCAAUGCUAUUCUAGAUGGUUUUAAUAAUGUUGAAACAAAAACUUGUGAUUUAUUUAAUAGAGGUUAAACAGCAGCAAGUCAAAUAAUUAAAACCGAUUUUAGAAAUACCACCAACGAUAAAAUGUACAACAGUAAAUAUGGACAGCUUCAUCAAGAAUAAUUUAAUAUUUUAAUUAAGAUAUUUAAAAAGAAUUGAAAGAAUCUAUCUAAAACGUCCUGAGUAUAGAC